Molecule: messenger RNA, 8491 nt
Organism: Ciona intestinalis (vase tunicate)
Lineage: Eukaryota; Metazoa; Chordata; Ascidiacea; Phlebobranchia; Cionidae
Source: RefSeq, a predicted model, not a curated record
UCUUGCUGCAUGAGUUUCAAAUUGAUAAUAGAACAUGAGUGCGGAAGAUAAUGCUUCUGCAGAGACUUCAGUUAACGCUGUGUCAACAAAUGAUGAGUCGCCCCCAAAAAUUUCUGCUGAGUCAUCAGAGUUGAAUCCAACACAGUUGGCGGAUGUUGCAAAAGAUAAGUCUGAUGCUUCUGCAUCAGAUGUAACUACAGAUCCUUCUGCAUCAGAUGUAACUACAGAUGCUCCUGUAACUACAGAUCCUUCUGCAUCAGAUGUAACUACAGAUGCUCCUGUAACUACAGAUCCUUCUGCAUCAGAUGUAACUACAGAUGCUCCUGUAACUACAGAUCAUUCUGCGUCAGAUGUAACUACAGAUGCUCCUGUAACUACAGAUCCUCCUGCAUCAGAUGUAACUACAGAUCCUUCUGCGUCAGAUGCUCUUGUAACUCCAGAUACUGCUGAUAAAACCUGUGAUCCUCCUGCAAAUCUUGCUCCUAAAACUACUGUUCCAGAGACAUCUUCUUCUAAUACUCCUGUUCCCGAAAAUAUUGCUGCUGAACAGGAAUCCUCAUCUGGGGAUGUUAACAUUGCUGAUAUAGAGAUGAAAGAGAGCGAUCUUUCCAUAUGCUCCGAAUUGAAGGCCCAGGAGCAAAUAGAAGAGCAAUCAUCAGAAGUUAGGAAGAAAACAACAGAUUCCACUUCUCCAAAAGAAAACGACAAAACUUCUAUGGAGGUGGAAGAAGCAUCUCAGGAUGCUGUGGAAGAGAAUGCAGAUCAUGAGAAGAGCAAAGAGCCGGCUGCUGAUGUUGUUGAUGUGGGCCAUGAGACUGUGGUCGUUUCAGAAACAGAUCCUGUGGCUUUGGUAGAAGAAGUAAAACAAAGUGAAAAUAAUGAAGCUACCAAGCCUCAGGAAGAUACAGUUGAAGUUGAGAAGAAGGUUCCAGAAAUCGCAGAGACAGAAACUAUUGCAACAGUUGAUACAGAUGGUAAAGAUCAAGAUGAGAGAAAGGAAGAAACUUCUCUAUCAACCAUUGAUGCAUCGGCCAUUGAAAGUAUGGAAACUGAUGAGAAAGAACAAGAUUGUUCUGAAAAUGGAAGCGUGGAUGGUCAGGAUGUAAAAGAACGCAAACGUGCACGGCCAAUAGGAGACAAGCGAUCUGCUGCCGUUUCACCUUUAGUAGAAACCCGUCAGAAAUCAAAACGACCUCGCCGACAUGUCUCUUCAACUGCCGUACAUUAUGAUUAUGAGAUUGCUAACUCACCUGUGCAAGGCAAGCAAAAGAAAAAUGUGUCUCCUCGUGGUCCUAAGAAGAAAUCUGUUGAUAAUUCAAUCCCUGAACCAAGUGGUCCUCCUGGUUCACCUUAUUAUGUGAAGGGGGAAGUUCUUGCUGUCAGGAAUGAAGACGGAGGGUUCUAUCUUUGCAUGUGCCCCAACAACAUAUUCACGGUAACAAAACCAUUUAAAGUUCAAUGGUUGGAUCAGGAGAUGAAAACCAGCACGUUCAAACGUUCCUAUUUUGAUUAUUUACACUUUAAAAGUGUCUUAUACUCGGGUGUUGUCCUCAAGAAGAUCGAUGGAAACAAAUUCUCCUUACCUGAGGCUCAAGAAAAGAAAAUAAACCAUCGUCUCGAUAAAUCUCUGCGUGGAGAAGAGGAAAUCUCUUCGGACUCCGAGAGCAAUGAUGAGGAUGUGGAGGAGGAUGGGAAGAAGAUGACAAACUUAAAGAAAGCUGCCAAGCAGAAGGAAGUAACAGCGGAAGAAGACCCAAAUGAUGAAACAUACGUUCCAAAACCAAAGGAUGCUAGUCCUAAAGUCAGAAAGCGCAAAUCAUCUAAGGAAGCCGACAGCAGCCGAAAAUUGGGUAAAAUCCAGAUUCCUGGUGUUGCUACUACAGGUGUGAAGAGAAAGUCUCAGAAAUAUGAAGUUGGAAUUUCGAGCCCAAGUAUUCGACUAAGUUCUCCGGCUUCUACAGCGACAAAAUCCGGUUCAUCUGGUUCUACUGUCUCUAAACCUCGUGGCCGUCCAAGUAAAAGUUCGCAAUCAAAAGCUGAUGCUACAAACAUACUCACGGGAGACUCACGAGGUUCAGUUCAUUACAUGAUCAACCCUGACGUGAUACAAAAGAUGCAACCCAAAGCUCAUCGGAGCAAUGAAAACCUCAUUCCAAACCAAGCUAUUGACGUUGUUACGAAAGACCCAGCGUUUGAUUUGCGACAAGCAGAGUGUCAUCUACCAAAAGAUAAACUCGCAAUUCGAGCAGCAAUCCUUCAGGAUGUUGUGGAAAUGGAAUCUUUGUUAAAAGAAGCAACUAACCUGCCACAAAUUUUCUGCAAAACACGUUCGGUUGAUGUCUCCCUCACUUCGUUCCAUUAUGCUUUGCUUGCCGGCAAUGUUGGCGUGUUGCGUUUGUUGGCUGCUGAACUCACAAAGAUUGGAAACUUUUCGUUAAACCAGGAUGGGGCGUCUACUUCUAUGCUGAAAGAUACAUGCGAUACACAGAAUGGCUUUAAGGGCGAAGAAUUAUCAGCUAUUGAUAUCAGCAAAGGUUUAAAAGAAGGAAAUCAUGCGUUUCUAAAGGACACCAAGGAUGUGUUCGAGUCUUCCUCCUCCCUUGCAUCCGACAUUGCGUUCUUCGCAUGCUCUCAUGGAUUAAGUCCGGAUGUUCUCCAACUUCUUAUUGAUAUUUAUCCCAAAUCAAAAGACAUCGACAUGAAGGACUUACUUCUUGAAAACAUCUACCGUGCAUUAGAGAUGGGUCAUAUUGAAACUGGUCAGUUCCUGAUUAAGUUGGCACGACAAUCUGCAUCGUCCCAACUUACCCCAUCCUCACCUAACUCCCCAGCUAAUGUGCUUGGGUUGAAUGAACUGCAUGAGAUGACAUUGCACCACAACCAGAACCUCUCCACAGCUCUUAUUACAAAAUAUGGUAAAAAGAAAAGUGGGGACAGUUUCCGUUUGCAACCCGUUCACUGUGCUGCUUGUAAUCCAAGUGUGACGUGUUUGAAACAACUUAUCUCGGUUGCAAAGGAAUGCUUAAACACCAUGGAUGGUAGAAACAGAAGGCCCAUACAUUAUGCUGCUGCGUGCUCGGAUACACAACCACUGGAGUAUUUAAUAAACAAAGUAAGCAUCGAGGAGCAAGAUGUGAACGGGAUGACUCCUCUCAUGGUGGCAGCGGAGGCAGGGAGGGAGAGGAAUGUUAAUCUGCUCCUCCGGAACGCUAAAAACAGUCGUGUCCUCCAUGUAGUUAAUGUGGUGGAGAGACCGGAUCGUAGCAACAGAUCAGCGAUACAUUACGCUGCUAUUAACGGACACGCGAAAGUUGUUGAAGUGUUGGCCAAGUUCCAAGCAGAUGUCGAUAAACCACUUAGUGUUUCUAAAGCAAGAGCUACACCUCUAAUGCUGGCUGCUGCUAACGGGCAUGUGCAAACAUGUAUGGCACUUGUCGAACACGGAGCAAGCAUUGAGAUUUGUGAUAAGUUACAACGAACAGCAUUAAUACACGCAGCUUUAAACGGACAUUAUCCAGUUAUAACUUACCUGCUUAACAAAGGUGCUGAUCCGAAUGUUACAGACUCCUCAAACAACAGUGCAAUACAUUAUGCUGCAGCAUAUGGCUGGUAUCAUUGUGUUGUUGUGCUGCUACAAGCUUCUGCUAACCCUGAUGUAUAUAAUGAUAGAAAGAUGCCUCCCAUUGGAGUAGCUUUGCUGAAAGAUCACCGUGAGACUGCUCAUCUUCUCACUGAGCAUCACGCUGAUCCCAACUUUCGUGAUGAACGAGGACGCACCCUAGUGGCUCGUUUGCUUGCAGAGGAGCCAUUGUCAUGGCAACUCGUUGACAGGAUAUCUUAUUUACUCGAGGCUUAUAAACCGGACGUUAACUCACAGGAUGUGCAGGGCAUGGGGCCGAUUCAUAAUCUGUCAGCAAACUCUGUCCGUGGUGGUAAAAGCAAAGAGGUUGACACGGAGAAGCAAGCUGUUAGUUUGUAUCUUGCUGAGAUGUUACUUGACCGAGGUGCUGAGCUAAAUAUGGCCGACUAUCGUGGAAGGUUGCCACUUUAUUUCGCUGUCGAAGAUAUGAAUGUUUCCCUGGUUGAGUUAUACGUACGUAGAUCAACCCAUUGCCCACGAAGCACCAACUCAUCUGGUGACAACGUUCUACAUAUGUUGGCUAAGAACUGGAAUCAGGGGAACAUGGCAGAUAUUGUGUUCGGCCUUGUUAAUAUGACGUCUCAAACAGUCCAGGAACUUGCCUCUCGGAGAAAUAAAUUUGGUUUCACUCCUUUGUUGCUACUUUCCAAGACAAUUGCAGAUCACAGCAAGCCAACUGCAGAUACUUCGGAAAGUGCAGAUAAUUUGUCCAAAAAACUGAUGAAAAAGAUGGAGGAUCUUGCCUGCCCUCUGCUGGAAGCUUUGGUUCUCGCAGCAAAAUCUGAUGUGAGCGCUGUGGCGAGUCGUACACGACGAAGCUACAGGAACGCCAACGAUGAAGGGAAGUCAGCCGCUCAUUAUCUUAGUAAAGCUACAAUAGAUAAGGAAUGCAAGGUCCUCGCGUGCUUAUUACGUCACAAACCACGUCUAGACGUGCUCGACCAACAAGGAGCUUCCCCCUUAAUAACAGCGUUACUCAACCGUAACUGUCGAGCUGUACAGAUGUUGCUCGAUGUGGGAGCCCAACCCAACUUUUGUUCAAACAACAAGAAACAUAAAUAUCCAACAGCUCCUCUCAUACUCGCUGUAUCAAGACACGGCCCCGGUGAGAAGAGUUUGCUCCCAGCGAUCCGAGCUCUUCUGAGGACGAUCUCGGACAUUAAACUCGUUUCCCCGGAUCCAAGGAACGGAAGAACCGCUCUCAUGUAUGCUGUGGAAAAGGAGGAAGAAAUUGACCUUGUAACAGCCCUCCUUGAAAAGCAAGCUUCAUUGAAUGAGAAAGACGACCAGGGCCGCACCCCCCUCCACCUUGCUGUGAAUGCAAGUGGACCAUCUUCUGCAUUGUUCGAUAUUCCUGAUUUACUUAUUGAAAAAGGGGCAAGCUUGACGGUUGUUGAUAAAUUUGGACGAGUGCCUCUUCAUUAUGCUUAUGUCAAGAUUGGAAAGGAGACUGCAACAUCGGAUCAAGGAUGCGAUCCCAUAGAGCUCACGACGCUCCUCACAUCCGGGAUGUCUGGAUCGGAGGUUGAUAUGGCGGACUCUAAUGGGAGGACUCCCCUCCAUGAAGCUGCACGAAGAGGAGCGAUGAUCUGUUGCAUGCACCUUGUCGAGCGGGGAGGGAACAUUAACAGACAGGACUCCGAUUGUAAUUCUCCUCUAAGUUUAGCUGUGAAGAGCGGACACAACAGUUGUGCAGUGAUGUUGAUACAGAAAGGAGCAAACGUGAAUACAAAUGUUAUUUCUAUGCCACAUCCACCAGUUGGCGCUAGUGAGGAAGGAGAAGAGAAAAGGAAAUGGAAACUUAAGUCGACAAUCCCCGCACAGAUGACUUCAACAUGUGAACCUGUGUUUAAGGUUGUUGUGGAGAAAGGUUGGCAAGGAGUAACGUACGUGAUGUUGGACAGGUUAGAAGCGUGUGGAGUCAAAUACGCAGCUGCCGUUGAAUCUGCCAUGAGAGCCCGCAAAUACCAAGUCGUUCUCUCUCUUCUACGAAAGCAACGAGACUCUGUCAAACUUUGCGACAAAAACGAGUUGAAACAAAAUCUUCUCCACGUGCUCGCCAUCAACAAACCAGAGAACAUGGACGUUCAAAUCAAAGUUGCAAAAGUUCUAAUUGAGCGUGGGGUGCCUAGUUAUACAACAGAUGACAAGGGGUGUACACCUUUCCAUUAUGCUGCGUUCACCAAGAAUCUGACACUUAUCAAGUUUUUUAUCGAACGAAACCCAUCUUCGUUCAGAGGAAUGAUUAUGUUGACAGACUAUGCUGGUCGAAAUACAUUCUCAGCUUUGCUAUGGAACACUAACAUUAAUGAUGAUACUACGGUUAAUAUACUCAAGUUGUUUUUGGAGCACGAUCGUAACAGUGGAGCAAUCAACCGUACGUGUAGAUUCCCCCUUGCUAAUAUUGAAGCUGUCACUGCCAACACUGAUCCAGCAGCAGCUGUCAAUCAUUAUUUUAACGGGGAGAUUGAGAGUGUGGUAGUGAACCCACUUAUAAGGGCAAUUCAACUCAAAGCACAUCGGGUUGUUGAUCUAUUGCUUGAAUAUAACGUGGAUAUCAAUGCACAAGUAGAAGGUUUGAAGAACCAGACACCCCUUAUGUUAGCAGUGCAACAGAAUGAUGAAUAUUUGGUUCGUAAACUUCUCAACCACAAGACCCCUGUGUUGUUGUCUGCACUUGAUAGUGAUGAACGUACAGUUCUACACCAUGCUGCUAAACCAUUACCUUAUGGUUAUUGGGAAAACUUAUCUAUAUUAAAGUUGCUGCUUGAACAAGGAGUUCCCGUGAAUGGAAGGGACAGGUUUGGGAUGACAGCGCUUGAAUACGCAAUGGAAGGAGGGUCAGGUAGAAUGUCCGACCAACUACAAGCAGUGCUUAACAUACCAGAACAUGAAUAUGUUAAACCGAAUCGCAUCACUGCCUCCAUGUACGACAACAUCCUCUGGACUGCUCCUCUUCCUGAGUUCGAGGUGGAUGCGGUUACAAUCCUCGAUCGGAUCAGGGAGGAUGAGAUGGAGAACGAGGGAGGACAACCGACACCCAACCCUGAUAUUUUAUCCGGACUUAGAGAGGCUGGGGAGAUCGUAUUCGACCCAACAGUCCAUCGGCAUUGUGAUGUUUUCCUCAUCGCAGUUGAUGUACAACAAUCAGGAAAUGUUCAAUAUAAUUUCUUCCGUAUGCAGGUUAUUCACCAAAAGGGAAAGAACCUUUACAUGUUCUUCACCCGUUGGGGGUUAAUCGGGGAAAGGGGUAACUGGCAAACUUCUCCAUUCAACACCCCAGCCAAUGCUAUCAAGGAGUUUUCGAAAUAUUUCAAACUUAAAACAGCAAAUGAAUGGAGGACUGUUAACAGUUUCAAGCCCCAGACACGGAAGUACCACUUGGUGUCAGCAGACAUACAACGUCAAAGGGGAGUGGCUGAUUUGGAAUUUGAUUUACACACUGAUAUCCAAUCACAGUUGCCUAAGGAGAUUAUGGAAGUUUAUGCUGAUUUGAUCAACGUUGAAAGCAUGAAAGAAGCAAUGAAGGAUAGCACCAAUGUUGAUCCUGAUGUGAUGCCAUUCGGAAGGUUGGAGCGUGACAGACUCACUCUUGGUAUUGAUAUCCUCAACGAUAUAAAGGAGUUAAUUCAUUGCACGUCUGAUUUGAAAAAGAACGAUCCACAAGACCAAAUACGUUUACAAAGAACCCUGGAAAAGAUUCAGCAACGAAGCACUGAAUACUACCGUGUGCUGCCCCCACGUGGUGGAAUAUUCGAUCGCAUUCGUCCGAUAAGCGACAAUGAAACUCUCACACGUCUCGUACACCAAACAAAAAGAUUGUUGGAAUUGGAGUUUGCCAAUAAAGUUCUGCUUGGAGCUCAAUACAGAAUUAAUGAAAUGAACCCACUUGAUUAUGUUUAUCGAUCGGUGGGUUGCCAUGUACAACCCAUGGAUCCAGACUCAGACGAAGCCCAGCAUCUCCUGCAGUGUUUACACAACACAGGCCCUUCCCUGCACAUUGAGUGCAUUUAUCGAAUAAACAGACCUGGUGAAGCAGCAAAUAUUGUUGCAACCGGUCUUGGAAACUAUCGCAUGUUAUGGCACGGGACAAACAUCUUAAAUCUGAUGUCAAUAUUGAAAUAUGGUCUCCAACCAACUGAGGCUCUCACAGGGGCUAGUGCUUCCCACUUUAGCAAGGAGCCUGGAAUAUAUAUGGCUGACAUGGCUGUUCGUGCUGCACAGGAUUGUAAGAAAUGGGGAAACGAGAAGAAAUACAUGUUGCUCUCACAGGUAGCGUUGGGAAAUAUACGUGAGGUUCGUGAUGGUUUGAGCUCAGAUAACGAGGUUGCCAACUCAGUGAUGGUUGCCGGUAAAUUUGUCCCUAAACCUGGCAAGGAAUUGAUUCUACCAGAAGGUGGUGCUAUAUCGUUAGGUGAAAAAACUAAGAAUCCGAAUCAGACCGGUGUAACAAGCUCCUACAAUGAAUACGUUGUAUACAGCCCUGAUCAGGUUUGCCUUCGUUAUUUGAUUCGUUUUGACAUCACUGAUGACGUAGGUACAACGUCAAGCGGGUCCGUCACUCAAAAAUCAAAAUAAAAUUUGCUUCGUCUCUGUACUGAUAUAGCUGCCAUGUAAUCUUUUGUGUCAACUGCCAUGUAUUAGCAACGACCCCCAAUCGAACUCGCCGCCGUGUACAUAGUUUUUACCUGCUUAUGAACUGGGAAACCCCAUUUUCGAACUUUUAAAGUCAUAUUUGCUGCAAGAAAAUUACGAGGCCACCGAUUUUGUACAAAUCAUCGUUUAUACAAUUCGUAGAUAUUGUUCGUAUAAAUAAGCAAUGCUUCAAAUAAACGUUGUACAAUAAUGGGA